UUUGUUGACGCCCAGAUACAAAGGAGGCGCUAGCCUUAUAAAGAGCAGGCUGUGUUUGCCGACUUUUGCCAGCGCAGAGAGCAGUCGGUUUCCAGCUCAGCAGACGAGAUACAUAUACAAAACACGCCGGUUUUGUUCCUGGGGCGUCGCCACACACCACUGGGGAAGCAUGAGAGAGAUCGUCCACAUCCAGGCUGGCCAGUGUGGCAACCAGAUCGGUGCCAAGUUCUGGGAAGUAAUCAGUGAUGAACAUGGAAUUGAUCCCACUGGCAACUACGUCGGUGACUCAGACCUACAGCUGGAGCGAAUCAGUGUCUAUUAUAAUGAAGCUUCAUCACACAAGUAUGUUCCUCGAGCCAUUCUGGUAGACCUGGAGCCAGGAACCAUGGACAGUGUCCGAUCAGGAGCCUUUGGACACCUUUUCCGGCCUGAUAAUUUCAUCUUUGGUCAAAGUGGUGCUGGUAACAACUGGGCCAAGGGUCAUUACACCGAAGGUGCCGAGCUGGUGGAUUCUGUCCUUGAUGUAGUGAGAAAAGAGUGUGAGAACUGUGACUGUCUGCAGGGCUUUCAACUUACCCACUCCCUUGGAGGUGGCACAGGCUCUGGCAUGGGUACCCUUCUUAUCAGCAAAGUCAGGGAGGAGUAUCCUGAUCGAAUCAUGAACACUUUCAGUGUAGUGCCUUCUCCAAAGGUGUCAGAUACUGUGGUAGAGCCAUACAAUGCCACCUUGUCUAUCCACCAGCUAGUAGAGAACACAGAUGAGACCUACUGUAUCGAUAAUGAAGCUCUCUAUGACAUAUGUUUCAGAACCCUCAAGCUGGCCACUCCUACAUAUGGUGACCUAAAUCAUCUGGUCUCUGCCACCAUGAGUGGUGUUACUACUUCCUUGAGGUUCCCUGGCCAACUAAAUGCUGAUCUCAGAAAACUUGCUGUAAACAUGGUGCCCUUCCCCCGACUCCAUUUCUUUAUGCCUGGCUUUGCCCCACUCACAGCACGUGGCAGCCAACAGUACAGAGCACUAACAGUGCCAGAACUCACUCAGCAGAUGUUUGAUGCCAAGAACAUGAUGGCUGCCUGUGACCCACGUCAUGGACGAUAUCUAACAGUAGCCACUGUCUUCAGAGGUCGUAUGUCCAUGAAGGAAGUGGAUGAACAGAUGUUGGCCAUCCAGAGCAAGAACAGCAGUUACUUUGUGGAAUGGAUCCCAAAUAAUGUCAAGGUUGCAGUCUGUGACAUUCCACCAAGGGGCCUCAAGAUGUCCUCCACCUUUAUUGGCAACAGUACUGCCAUCCAGGAGCUCUUCAAGCGAAUCUCAGAGCAGUUUACUGCCAUGUUCCGCCGUAAGGCCUUUUUGCACUGGUAUACAGGUGAGGGUAUGGAUGAGAUGGAAUUCACUGAGGCUGAGAGCAACAUGAAUGACCUGGUCUCAGAAUACCAACAGUACCAAGAUGCCACUGCUGAAGAAGAAGGAGAAAUGUAUGAAGAUGAUGAAGAAGAAUCAGAGGCCCAAGCUCAAAAGUGAACUGUUAAGACCUUUCCUGCAAAGGCCUUGCACAAAUCACCAUAACAUUUAAGCAGCUAAGGUGUCCCAACAUGCUUUUGUCUGUCUUUGCUGACUUUUAGAGAACUUUUCUUUAGAACAUGUGCUUCUGUCUCUGUAACCUCUGAUUCUACCAGUUUAUUCAGAAUCCAUAUUUAAUAACAGUAGACACAUCUCACUUUGUCUUCUGUAACAACUCUCUCUUUAUUUUGGUAAAUCCUAAUAGACCAUAUUUUUUUAUUUGUAUUGGGUUGUCAGCUUUUAUUUUAGAUACAUAAUAAAUUUAUUGCUGUCUAGA
This is a messenger RNA of Protopterus annectens (West African lungfish), 1838 nucleotides long. It is a transcript of the gene TUBB3, whose product is annotated as tubulin beta 3 class III. Gene Ontology annotation, biological process: mitotic cell cycle; microtubule cytoskeleton organization. Lineage: Eukaryota; Metazoa; Chordata; Ceratodontiformes; Protopteridae. The transcript is spliced from 4 exons. Gene Ontology annotation, molecular function: GTP binding; structural constituent of cytoskeleton; GTPase activity. Bases 170 to 1522 code for a protein of 450 amino acids. Gene Ontology annotation, cellular component: cytoplasm; microtubule. The record is from RefSeq and is a predicted model, not a curated record.